Molecule: messenger RNA, 2739 nt
Organism: Gavialis gangeticus (Gharial)
Lineage: Eukaryota; Metazoa; Chordata; Crocodylia; Gavialidae
Gene: DENND1B
Product: DENN domain containing 1B
Exons: 23
Coding region: 7-2325 (772 amino acids)
Biological process (GO): endocytic recycling; endocytosis
Cellular component (GO): cytosol; intracellular membrane-bounded organelle; nuclear speck
Molecular function (GO): phosphatidylinositol phosphate binding; guanyl-nucleotide exchange factor activity
Source: RefSeq, a predicted model, not a curated record
GUGAGCAUGGACAGCAGGAUCAAGGAAAAUCCAGAACGUACCUUUGAUUUAGUAGUAAAGGUAAAAUGCCAGACAUCUGAGAAUGAAGAUCCAGUGGUACUAUGGAAGUUCCCGGAGGACUUUGGAGACCAGGAAGUGCUGAACAGUGUGCCAAAGUUCUGCUUUCCCUUUGACAUUGAAAGGGUGUCCCAAAACCAAGUAGGACAGCACUUCACCUUUGUGCUUACAGACAUUGAAAGUAAACAAAGGUUUGGAUUUUGCCGGUUGACAUCAGGAGGGAAGGCCUGCCUCUGUAUUUUGAGUUACCUGCCAUGGUUUGAGGUAUACUACAAGCUGUUAAAUACUCUGGCAGAUUAUUUGGAUAAAGAACAGGAAAAUGAUUUAAAUGAUUUGUUAAAAUCAUUAUAUAACCACGCUGUGCCAAGUGCAAAUACUCCUGUCAGUUUAAAUGUGAACCAAGAGAUGUUUUUUGCAAGUGAACAAGUUCUGAAAAAACAGCCUUACCUAGUAUCGCAUUUAUACUUCAUUACUCCUGAUGUAACUGGAUUGCCAACUAUCCCUGAAAGUAGAAAUCUUACUGAAUAUUUUGUUGCUGUGGAUGUAAACAACAUGCUGCAACUUUAUGCCAGUAUGCUGCAUGAGAGACGGAUCAUUAUUACCUCUAGCAAACUAAGCACUUUAACUGCUUGUGUUCAUGGGUCAACUGCAUUGAUAUAUCCAAUGUACUGGCAACACAUAUACAUCCCAGUCCUUCCUCCACACCUGCUGGACUAUUGUUGUGCACCAAUGCCAUAUCUAAUUGGAGUUCACUUAAGCUUAAUAGAGAGAGUAAAAAAUAGAUCACUGGACGAUGUGGUUUUGUUAAAUGUUGACACAAACACUUUAGAAACCCCAUUUAAUGACCUGAACAACCUGCCUAGUGAAGUGGUCUCGGCCUUGAAAAAUAAACUGAAGAAGCAGUCUACAGCAACGGGUGAUGGAGUAGCUAGGGCCUUUCUUAGGGCACAGGCAGUGCUGUUUGGAUCCUACAGAGAUGCACUAAGAUACAAACCUGGAGAGCCUGUCACUUUCUGUGAGGACAGUUUUGUGAAGCAUCGUUCCAGUGCUGUUAAGCAGUUCCUGGAAACUGCAGUGAAUCUUCAACUUUUUAAACAGUUUAUUGAUGGCCGACUAUCAAAAUUAAAUGGAGGAAAGAGAUUCUCUGAUGCUUUUGAGGAAGAGAUCACUUCAGGAGGCUUUUCUGGAGGAAAUUCAAGAUCCUAUCAGCAGUGGGUGUAUACAGUAAAGAAAGGAGGUGCACUAAUCAACACAGCAGUGACCAAAGCCAGUCCUGCCAUGAAAACAGCGUACAACUUUGCUAAAAGUCAUGCAAAGCAGGGAAUAAAAGAAGUGAGGAGUAAGUUAAAACAUAAGGAAAGUGAUGAAGAACAUGAAACUCAAAGUUCAAGUGCAGCACAGUAUACUCCAGUCUACACAGUACACAAUGAGAAGAGAGGAAGUUUAGAGAAACGAAAACUUGCUCAAACCCGUUUCAACUCACGCUUUGGUAAUCAUGACUUCACCCUGGAUGAAGAUGAUGAUGAAAUAGACAGAAGAAGCAAGUUGUCAUCUGAAGAUAGCGAGGAAGCUUCCACUUGUUUAUAUGAUAGCGAUGAUUCUGAUGAAACAGAAGGAACCUCUCAUCACCCAGGAGAAAUGGACUUGCUCGGAGAGAUUCUGGACACUCUGAGCACACACAGUUCAGAUCGAGGAAAGCUCUCAGGAGCAAAGAGCCUGGAUUUCUUUAGAUCAAUGGAUGAUAUUGAUUACAAGACUACGAACAAAUCCAACGCACCUAGUGAAAGCAACCUCAUGCUGCUCUGUGGUAGUACUAAUGAUCAAGCACAUUGGAACCUUGGUCAGGAUGACAGUGUCCUCCACUGGAAACAGCUCCCUCCAUCACCACGGAAGCGAGUUCCUUCCAGUUGCCCUACAGUAUCUCUCUCAAUGCCAGAAGAAGAAAAUAGUGACAAAACCCUUAGUGCUGACAGCAUGGCCUUUGCUUCUCUGGAAUAUUCCCAAGUAGAUGACUCUUCCUACAAGAAGACCAAACAAAAUGAAACACUAAGCAAUACCUCAAAGGCUCAACGCCCAGUGAGCAUGGGUCAACAGCCAUCCAUUCUGGUCCCUUGGGAAAAAGAAGAAAAUGAAGGAAAUGAAACCUCAGAAGAGGGCGGACUACUUCAUGAAGUUGUAUCACUGUGUCAGAUGACUUCUGCUUUUCACCAUAGUUUAAACAUUUCAGAUGAUAAUAUAUGCAGAAAUAGCAGUGGAAAUAAAGCAUAAGAAAACUGCAAGAGGAGAAGCCUGAUUCCUAUCAGAGGCUAAAAUGAGGCUGCUCAGGACUCCAUGUAAUACAAGAUAACCAAAAGAUCAAACAGGAACAACAGCUCUUCCAUUUAGGAAAAAAAUCUGAUUAUUACAUGCAUUUUCUCCCCUUGAGACAUCUCCUUCUUUGUUUGCCAGGGUUUUUUUUGGCAGCAUUGAAGUUCACACGAUGGAAUUAAAAUGUAUUAAUGCACUCUUAAAUCAGGUUCUAGUUAGUCUGUAUGUUGAAAAUACACCUGGUGUAUGUAUGGUGCUUACCAGUGUCUAGUUCCUUUAUGCAGCUGGAAGUGUAUCACCACAGCAGACGUCCAGAUUCUGAAGGUACUGUAUUAAUCCUGUUGGCAUGAUGAAAUGACAAAAAAAAAAAAAGAA